Molecule: messenger RNA, 3917 nt
Organism: Abrus precatorius (Indian licorice)
Lineage: Eukaryota; Viridiplantae; Streptophyta; Magnoliopsida; Fabales; Fabaceae
Product: S-adenosylmethionine synthase
Exons: 2
Coding region: 637-1818 (393 amino acids)
Biological process (GO): S-adenosylmethionine biosynthetic process
Cellular component (GO): cytosol
Molecular function (GO): ATP binding; methionine adenosyltransferase activity
Source: RefSeq, a predicted model, not a curated record
CACACAGCUUGAGCAGACACAACCACUUCUAAGCGGGUUCUCUCUGUUCAAGCAACCACCCUUUUCUCUCUCUCUCAAUCCAGUUACCUCUCUUCUUUGUGCCUCUUUUGUCAGGUACUGUUAUUCUUCUCUUUCUUCAUUUUCUUUUAGCUUUCAUUUGAGUUGUUUCGGUUCGGUGCUGUGCUGUGCUGUGCUGCACGUGUUUUUCUCUCUGUAGAUCCAAGGGUUCAAGUUUGGAUUUUGGGCUUCUGGGUUGGUUUGUUUUGCUUUUUCCUCAACUGGGUCGGUCUUGGUUUCUUGAACCCGGUUUAACUGAAUGUUGUUGUCUGGAGUAGAAAUCUGAUCUGCAUUUUGACUUGCUAGUUUCUCCGGUUGUGAUGGAAUUCGCUUUUGGGAAUUUAGAUCUGGAUAAUUGAUGUGCUUUUGGUGCCAUUUUUCAUCUAGUUUGUGACAAUUUCUCAGUGAAUUUUGUUUUUCUUGAUUUGGUGAGAUUUGGUAGGUUCCUACAGCGGGUACAAUGUGUGUGUUGUGCUGGAUUUAGCGAAAGAGCAAAUUUUGAACUUGAAUUUUGGUGGGAUUUGUUGAUUCUAGUGUUCUAGCUGAUUUGGGAGGCAUGAUUUGAAAUGGUUAUUAAAGAUGGCCAUGGAGACAUUCCUAUUCACAUCUGAAUCAGUGAACGAGGGACACCCUGACAAGCUAUGUGAUCAGAUCUCUGAUGCUGUGCUCGAUGCUUGCUUGGAACAAGACCCAGAUAGCAAGGUUGCUUGUGAAACCUGCACCAAGACCAACAUGGUGAUGGUCUUUGGAGAGAUCACAACCAAAGCCAACGUUGACUAUGAGAAGAUUGUGCGUGACACUUGCAGAAACAUUGGGUUUGUGUCCGAUGAUGUUGGUCUUGAUGCUGACAACUGCAAGGUCCUUGUCAACAUUGAGCAACAAAGCCCUGAUAUUGCUCAGGGUGUGCAUGGCCAUCUCACAAAGAGGCCUGAGGAGAUUGGUGCUGGUGACCAAGGUCACAUGUUUGGCUAUGCCACUGAUGAGACCCCUGAACUCAUGCCAUUGAGUCAUGUUCUUGCCACCAAGCUUGGGGCUCGCCUCACUGAAGUGCGCAAGAAUGGAACUUGCCCUUGGUUGAGGCCUGAUGGCAAGACCCAAGUCACUGUUGAGUAUUUCAAUGACAAGGGUGCAAUGGUUCCUAUCCGUGUCCACACUGUGCUUAUCUCUACACAGCAUGAUGAGACAGUGACAAAUGAUGAAAUUGCUUCUGAUCUCAAAGAGCAUGUUAUCAAGCCUGUGAUCCCUGAGAAGUACCUUGAUGAGAAGACCAUUUUCCACCUUAACCCUUCUGGUAGGUUUGUCAUUGGUGGUCCUCAUGGUGAUGCUGGUCUCACUGGCCGCAAGAUCAUCAUUGACACUUAUGGAGGAUGGGGCGCACACGGUGGUGGUGCUUUCUCAGGAAAGGACCCAACAAAAGUUGAUAGGAGUGGAGCUUACAUUGUGAGACAAGCUGCUAAGAGCAUAGUUGCAAAUGGACUCGCUAGAAGGUGCCUUGUGCAAGUGUCUUAUGCCAUUGGUGUACCUGAGCCUUUGUCUGUCUUUGUUGACUCAUAUGGCACUGGAAAGAUCCCUGACAAGGAAAUCCUCAAAAUUGUGAAGGAGAACUUUGAUUUUAGGCCUGGCAUGAUCUCUAUCAACCUUGAUCUCAAAAGGGGUGGCAGGUUCUUGAAGACUGCUGCUUAUGGACAUUUUGGUAGAGAUGACACUGACUUUACGUGGGAGGUUGUGAAGCCUCUCAAGGGGGGAAAGGUGCCUGCUUAAGUGGUUCCAAAGUUCAUCAUAGCAGGGACUUUUGCAUGUGCCUAUUGGCUUCCUAGUAUCUCUGAUUAUUAAAAUUUUAUCCAUGUCUCUUUCCCCUCCUCUCAUACUUCUGUUUUGUUUUGCUUUCUGUAUUUUUUUUUUUCAAUUUUUUUUUUGUGUACUUGUAUGUGUUCGCUCAGAACAUAUAUAUUUUACAUGAUAAAAAAAAAAUGUUCUCUCAGGAUUUAUGCUCAAAAUAUGUAAUAAUCUCUAAUUAAAGGGAGUAUAAAAUUUUAUGUGACUUGCUGCACUUUCAAUGAAUUUGUGCAUUUUCUGAUUUACUAGGAAAAUUUUAUAUAUGUGAAUAUACUACAGUUCUCAAUGACUUUUAUGUUCAUUUUAACACACCAAUUAACAGCCAAGCAAACCUUGUCGGUUGUGGCACUUUGUGCUCAUCAAUCAAUGCCAUAAAAGAAGAUAUUAUGAACUGGCAAAUGACAAUUGUACAAGUUUGCAUGCUGUAAAAGUGUUGCUAUUUUGAUUGCCAAGUGAUAAUUGAGCGCAAUAGAUCAGAAGAAUUUGAUUAAAGACAACUUAUUUGUUCGGUGACUGUUUCCUAUGGUCCGGUGAAUGUGUAGAUGAGUGUGGUAAUUGAGAUUGGACUAGUUAUUUUGUGAGAUAAAUAAUUUUAUAUUAUGUAAUUUGAUGUAGUUUAAAUACUAUAUUCAAAUUUAUAUUAAUUAUUUGUUUAACCUUUUAAAAUAAAAUUUUAUUAGUUCUUUUUAAGUUGAGAUUAUUUAUUUUGAGAUAAUUUAAUGACUAUUUGGUUUACAAUUAAAUAAAUUAAUUUAAAACUGUUGAAUAUUUGAGACAUGUAAAUUAAUUCGAGUCAUAAUUUACUUUUAAUUAAAAAUGUGUGUUGUAUUGAGAAGUACAAAAAGUGGCUCUUCAACUCUAAAUAAAUGAUUUUUUUAGCCUAUGUAUAAUAAUACGCAAUAAUUUGAAUCACAUAUUCUUAUUAAAACGGAUGUUUUAUAUUGUAAAUUACAAAAAUUGAUUCUUCAGUUUUAAAUAAAAAAUUUCUUUAACCUGUGUUCAAGAAUAUAUGAUUCAAAAAUUAUAAUUUUUAAUAAAAAAUAUUAUUUAAAAUUUGUAUUAUAUUAAAUAAAUCAAUAAGCAAACUAGUACUUAGACAAAUCCGUGGUAAUUACACUUUUGUUGUUUCUCAAGUCAAAAGCACGUUCCCUGCUAAGAAACAAGUCACAAGCACAGUGAUGCUUCGCAUUCGAUAAGUGAAGUCAGUGCUUGGUUGGUGGGAACAGUACCAAUGCAGUUUAGGCCAAUUUUCAAAAGAUCCUGUCCAUUGCAAGUACGAUUUUGUGGGAGCACUUUCAUGUUUUCUGUGGUAAACAAUUCAAAGAAUAAAAUUGGAAGGAAUAAAAAACCUGAAAUAGAUUUUUCUUUCUAUUAAACAAUAAUUUUGGUUCAUAUUAUUUUUAAAAAAACAAGUAAAAUUUCAUUUAGAUUCUUAAUAUACAUAAUUAUCAAUCAUUUUAGUUUCUAUUAUUUUAUAAUUUACCAAAGUAAAAGAAAAUUACAAAUAAUUGAAACAGUCAAUUCAAACAUCACAGUUUUUUUUUAACUUUCAUUUUUUUAAUUAUUUAAUCUACUAAAGCAUAUCGUGUCAUAACUUCACCAACAGUAGUAGAAUUAGUAAAAGAAAAUUACGAAAAAUUGAAACAAAUUUUGUUGGCAAACAAUAAUUUAAACAAGUUUUAUUCACACUAAAAUCACUUCACAUUCUGGUGCUGUCGUUUGCAGCAGUGGACCCGAAUGGGACAAAAAAAAAGGGUUAUCUUUCAGCUGCAAACUAGGCCAAUGAGCCAUGAAAAUAUGAUGAGGUGUGAAAAAACAAAGAAAACGAUCCAAAGAAAAUAACGAGUAAAGAACAUUUUCUUUGGCAGAGUGAGUAGAAAACAACAAUGGAUCACCUUAUAAAAACAGGUGGAACUAUCAAAACCACUUGUUUAGAUUUAAUGCUGAGCAAAGGAACAAAAAUGGUGGAUGCAGAGAAAUAAUGGUUUUUUCUUCUUCGUAAUGAUUUUGCAUAUUGCCACGAU